This is a messenger RNA of Drosophila melanogaster (fruit fly), 1216 nucleotides long. RefSeq names its product vacuolar H[+] ATPase M9.7 subunit b (gene VhaM9.7-b). The transcript is spliced from 3 exons. The record is from RefSeq and is marked reviewed. Lineage: Eukaryota; Metazoa; Arthropoda; Insecta; Diptera; Drosophilidae. Gene Ontology annotation, molecular function: proton-transporting ATPase activity, rotational mechanism. Gene Ontology annotation, biological process: proton transmembrane transport. Gene Ontology annotation, cellular component: membrane; proton-transporting V-type ATPase, V0 domain; endomembrane system. The coding region runs from base 127 to 396 and encodes 89 amino acids.
ACUGCUGCAUGGGACAUGUCCGUCAUGUGAUAUUCGUUGCUCGAGAAAAAGUUCGGUGAUCGCUUUGUCCACCUUUUUAUUUUUUAUUUGCCCAAAGCACUUUGCGUCGAUCCUAGAGCCUGCAAAAUGGUAUCCGAGUGGGUGGCACCAAUCGUUAUCACCAGCAUUUGGGCCUUCAUUGGCAUCAUCUGCCCCUUCUUCGCCCGAGGACCCAACAGGGGGGUGACUCAAUGCUGCCUGAUGCUCACCGCAGCAACUUGCUGGCUGUUCUGGCUGUGCUGCUACAUGACGCAGCUGAACCCCCUCAUCGGACCCAAACUAAGCAUGAACGAAAUCAUGAUCAUGGCCCGCGAGUGGGGCAAUGAGAUCAAGGACACCAUGGCUGUCACCGUCUAAUGUCUGUCACCCUAAUGUAUUCGUUUCAAUUGUUUUGUUAUUGUUUCUUUAUCCCGGAUUUUCCGACAUUCUGUAUUAUUAAUAUCCACUUAUUGUUCGAAGCAUAAAAUAAAUUGUAACCGCGGUCGCUCUUGGCAAACACGUUGUAGAAAAUCAUAGAUAAACAACAUAUUUUUAUGCUUUGUACGCGCAAAGAUGUAAACUUAACGUUGCCUUUUUGGCCAAGCAUUCCCAAUAAUCGAGUGUCUUAAAAUGAAGAUUGAAACCUAAAAUAAAGUAUAUUUACACAAUUCUGUGUUCAAUAAGUAACGUGACUGCAUUUAAAACUGCAAUGCUAACUACGGACCUAGAGGUAGGUGAACCGUUGAUAAAUACAAAAACGAAAAGAAUCCUUAAUGGUAAGGGUCACAAGCAUAACCGUGGCAAUCUUCAGCCUGCAGAAAAGCAUGACCCAUAUUGAGGAUUGAAGUGUCGAGUGGAAAAUAACCAGCCACUUCAGCAAAUGUGCCUGUGUCACAUUUCCCACAAGGAUAAAACACUGCUAACAGAUUUCCAGGAUCGGUCAGUACUUUGGAAUAAGACCUUCUACAAAUAUCUCGCAGAGAUCUUCGAGAAAAGACAAUUUUUUCUGAGGCAUACAACGAUAGUCAUGUAAUCUCUACUUUCGAAGAGUGCUUGUCCAGGCUUCUUUUGCCGUUGUGGAAAAAGUCCAUAAUGUGACCGAUUUGGAAGUAUGCGUUGCAACUCAAAAUCUUAAUAAUCCCUUAUAAAAUCGUUAGAGCUCUCAUGGAAUGGAACCUGGUACAAGAGGACUACAGAC